This is a messenger RNA of Cylicostephanus goldi, 471 nucleotides long. The record is from the annotation of a GenBank genome assembly. Lineage: Eukaryota; Metazoa; Nematoda; Chromadorea; Rhabditida; Strongylidae.
AUGAGGGGAUGCUCUACAAAAAUUGGAGAAGAGAAAGGAGAGAAGAUCGCUCAUGAUUUAUUUGAUUUCUAUGCUGAAGGUAGCGCAUGGAGGCUCACUGAUCCUAAGUUGAAGUCCGUCCUCAAACAACUGCGCGAAAACGGAGUCGGCAUCGUGAUUGUAUCGAAUUUCGAUUGUCGUCUAAAGAAAAUUCUACAAGACAUGGGCCUCUAUGAACUGUUCGACAUGGUGGUGGCCAGCGGUGAAGUGGGCGUGGAAAAACCAAACCCAGACAUUUUCGAGCUGGUCCUGCAACGAUAUCACCUUCACGAUGCUUCGCAGAUGCUGCACAUCGGGGACAAUGUACAAAAGGACUUCCAAGCGGCCAGACAAUUUGGGGCCAGUGCCCUUCUCUUCGACCCGCUUUCCGUAAACGCCGAAGUGUCAAGCGCUGACAAAAUCACGUCUUUCUCCGAGCUAACGGUCCAGUAG